This is a messenger RNA of Arabis nemorensis, 621 nucleotides long. The record is from the annotation of a GenBank genome assembly. NCBI's taxonomy places the organism in Eukaryota, Viridiplantae, Streptophyta, Magnoliopsida, Brassicales, Brassicaceae.
AUGGAGGAAGUGAAAGGACAAAGAGGGAGUGGAACCACAGAGGCAGAUUUUGUGUUGCAAUGGGGAGAGAGAAAAAGAGUUAGAUGUAUGAAAGUGAAGAAAGAUCAAAGCCUUGCAAAUGGCAAAUCAACUGAUUGUUUAACUAAGCAGCGUAAACUCAUUUCUCGUGCUGUUUCUUCCGAGAGAGGCUCGCCUUCUCGACAUCUUAACCGUCAAAACAAGAUAACAGAUUCUCCUGUUAAUGUUCGAAGAUCGUUUAUGGCAUCGCCUGAGAAGGAAGAUAGGUAUUAUACAACGAGGGGUUCGAUGGGCAUAGAUGAGAGUGGAAAAACUAUAAAGGAAACUGUGAAGGAAACCAAGAAACAUGUGUGGCCAAAGUUGUUUAUAACUUUGUCAAAUAAAGAGAAGGAAGAAGAUUUCUUAGCUAUGAAAGGUUGCAAGCUUCCUCAAAGACCGAAGAAACGAGCCAAAUUGGUUCAAAAGACAUUGCUUUUGGUGAGUCCAGGUGCUUGGUUAUCAGAUCUAUGCAAAGAGAGGUAUGAAGUAAGAGAGAAGAAGACUUCAAAGAAGAGACCAAGAGGAUUGAAGGCAAUGGGAAGCAUGGAAAGCGAUUCGGAGUGA